Molecule: messenger RNA, 558 nt
Organism: Juglans regia (Persian walnut)
Lineage: Eukaryota; Viridiplantae; Streptophyta; Magnoliopsida; Fagales; Juglandaceae
Exons: 1
Coding region: 1-558 (185 amino acids)
Molecular function (GO): nucleic acid binding; RNA-DNA hybrid ribonuclease activity
Source: RefSeq, a predicted model, not a curated record
AUGCAAAUAUGCUUUAAGAAAACCAAGUUAGAAGAGAUUAUUGUGAUUCUCAGAGGGUUAUGGUCCAAAAGGAAUAGAGUUGUGAUUGAGGGUAAGUUUGAUAGUCCAAGCAAAGUAAUACAAAUUGCUUUAUCAAACCUUAAAAUCUUCCAAAAACCUGAAGAUGUGAAUGAGCAGAAUAGGGAAGUAAAUAGUCAGAGGAGAAGAGAUGCUAAAUGGCUGCUACCAGGUGAAGGAGUUACUAAGAUUAAUUUUGAUGCUACCAUUGACAAAAUUAAUAGUAGAUUGGGUAUGGGUAUUGUUGCAAGGAACCACAAGGGAGAGCUUCUUCUUUCAAUGUGUGUCUCGAAGGAGUUCAUUGGAAGUCCUGAAUUAGUUGAAGCAAGUGCUUUAUGGAGGGAUAUGGAGUUAGUGGUAGAAUUGAAUAUCAAGAAUGUGUUGUUUGAAGGAGAUGCUCAAAAAGUAAUAAAAGAGAUAUAUGAAAGGAGGGCUACAUGUGCAUGGAUGGGGCAAUUAGUAGAAGACAUAGGGAGCAUUCUAACUGAAAAAUCAGACUAG